Molecule: messenger RNA, 789 nt
Organism: Amoebophrya sp. A25
Lineage: Eukaryota; Dinophyceae; Syndiniales; Amoebophryaceae
Source: the annotation of a GenBank genome assembly
AUGAAGAUGGAGUGCAUACUAAAUGGUGCUUUCCACACGAGUCGAGUUCAUGCGCAUAUCAGGAUUCUUUGGUGCUGGCAUAUCAGGAUUGUGCUUGAAGAGAAAAGUAAUCUUUCAUUAUACUUGAAGAACGGCGGAAGCGUCUUCAUUAUACUUGAAGAGAAAAAUUAUGACCGUAGUUUCGUAUUUACUUAUUUAUUUGUAUAACGUUGUAUACAGUGAAAUUUGAAUUUUUUAAUCAGUUUGUUGCACCAUCGGUUGUAUAGCUCUGGGAGCACGAACAGGCCCAAAGGUUUUACACAACAUGAAGAUCUAUGACGGAGUUUUCGUAAUACCUUCCUACUUGGAGGAUUUCCCUUACUUUGUUCAACUAGCUAGAGAAUCUUAUCAUUUCCUAGAGUAGUAGUCCUAGUUGUAGUGUAAGGAACGAAGAUACAAUAAUCUUCAAUAUGAGUAGUUCGAAUUUGACGAGUGCAAUACGUUCUUGAAGUAAUAUUAUCCAUCUAGUAGUUCAAUCAAUGACUGCUAUCGCUAUCGCUAUGAGUCAGAGCCUGACUGAAACUUGUACUUUUCCUUCGCUCCACCAGCGGGGGUCAUCUGCCUCGGGUUUGGCGCUCCUGGCGGUCAAGUAAGGUGCUGGGUUUCUGGUUUCGUUGUAAAAACAUCAUGAUCUUCAUCGAUCUGGCUAUUAUUUCCUUGAUAACAACUUGCUCGCUAUUAUUUCCUUGAUAACAACUUGCUCUGGUAAGUGUGCAGAUCAUGAUAAAGAAAGUGCAGAGCUUUGCUUCG